AUCACUAUCAGUCUCGCGGCCCGCAGCCUGCGAUCGUUCAAAAACCUCUCGGCACUCGGUCAGUUGAGUAGUCGACUGUGCGCUCGGAUUACUUGUUUCUGGUUAGUAGUGAGUUGUCACUCGGAUGUAGGUAUCUCGUUCGGAUUAAUAUUUAAUAAUAAUUAUCGGUGGUGUCUCGUCGUCCUCCGUUGUUCCGAUAUCGAUCUUCACGUGUACACGAAAAACCUAUUAAUGCGCAUUCCAGCGAACGGAUGAUAACCUUGUUGUACAUGUAGCACUAUAAUUUGGGUUUGGCGCCUGGCAUUCCGAGCACUUGAAACACGUUCAUUCAAUAUGUACCGAUGAAAUAGACCGCUAGUUUUACAGAAUCAUGAAUUCGUCAUGUGGCCAUUUUAGUCUAAUACAGGACGGUUGUGGUGCCAUAUCAUCGUCCAAAACCACUAUAGACAAUGUACCAGUAUUCACCAAAAAGGCAACAAAUGCUCGAAAACCAAAUGUUCCAGACCAUGAAGCAAAAACAUUUGAUAUUGUCAAAGCUACUCAGUAUGGAUUGUUGAAUCGGUGUAAAGAAAUAAUUGAAAGUGGCUAUGAUAUAAAUAAACCAGAUCCUCAAAAUAUUUAUCUCCUACAUUGGGCUGCAAUCAAUAAUAAUAUUGAUUUAAUUAAAUAUUUUAUUUCAAAAGGCGCAGCUGUAGACCCUGUUGGAGGUGACCUAAGAGCAACUCCAUUACAUUGGGCAACUAGGCAAGGCCAUUUGUCUGCUGUGGUGUUAUUGAUGAAUGAAGGAGCAGAUCCGUGUUUUUAUGACGUUGAAGGUCGUGCUUGUUUGCAUCUUGCCGCACAACUUGGUUUCACAGCAAUUGUAGCCUAUUUAAUUGCCAAAGGUGUAGAUGUCAAUUUGAGAGAUAAAAAUGGAAUGACUGCUCUCAUGUGGAGUUCAUAUAAAUCAUUAGGACUUGAUCCAACUAAACUUUUAAUUACUCUCGGUGCUUCUAUGUCCAUACAAGAUGACGUGCAUAGGAACACACCACUUCAUUGGGCUCUGAUUAGUCGGAAUCCAACAGCCAUCAGUAUUCUAGUCAUGAGAGGAUCACCAUUGACCAUUAAAAACUCAAUAGGAUGUACUGCUUUAAAUUUAAUUCAUGAGUCAAGAUCAGAAGUAUGGAUAGGAUUGAAUACACUAAAAACUGUUGAUGAUAAAAUGAAACCAAAGAAUAUUUUACUAAAAUUAAAUGAACAAACUAUGUCUGUUAUAAUUGUUUCUAUAGCAUUUUACAUAAUUGGAUUUAUAUUGGACUCUCAUAUGAUAUAUGGAGCAAAAUUAUGUUGCUUGAUUAUUGGAUAUCUCAUUAUGUACAAAUUAAACCGUACAUAUGCAUCAGUAUCCCAAACACUGCCUGUGUCAGUUUAUUUUGCUACAAAAUUUUGGAUGUAUGUUACUUGGAUAUUUUGGAUACUUCCCGUCACAAGUUUCUGGUGCUCUGUUGGUUUCUUUGUUACUACAUCAUUAUUAUGGUACAACUUUAUGUAUAGUUGGAAUGGCAAUCCAGGAUAUGUACCAAAUACUAAAAAUGAUCAAUAUAAUGCCAUCAUUGAACUGGCUGAAGGCACUGGAUUUGAUUUGGAUUUGUUUUGUAGUACAUGUUUGAUUAAAAAGCCCAUCAGAUCAAAACAUUGUAAUAGUUGUAAUAGAUGUAUAGCAAAGUUUGAUCAUCAUUGUCCUUGGGUGAGCAAUUGCAUUGGUAUUUCAAAUCAUCGACACUUUAUAGGAUAUCUUAUAACAUUACUUGUAGCGUGUGGUUUUAUUAUUUUUGGAAGUAUAAGAUUCCUAAGUAUGGCAAACCAAUUUAAUGAACAAUCAUUUCAUUAUAAUAUAUUUUAUGUUAUUUGGGAAGUUCUCGUUUUAGAUUCAUGGGUCAGUUGGAUUAUGAUUAAUGCUAUUUUACAUUCAAUUUGGGUAUCAAUACUGUUAGUUUGUCAAAUCUACCAAAUUGUUUGGCUUGGUAUGACUACUAAUGAGCGUAUUAAUGCUGCACGUUAUGAGCACUUUAUUCCUCAUGGAAAAGGGUAUAAGAGCCCAUAUAAUCGUGGUAAAUGUCAAAACCUGUUGGAUUUUAUCCAGUGCCAUUGUCUUGGUUUUAGAUUUUUAAAUGAUAAAGUUUGGUUCAAUUAUUAUAACUUUUUAGUUUUUACUGAUAUGGAAUUGAAUUUUUCUGCUAUAAAACCUGAUUUUGAAUAUGUUUAAUUAUUAUGAUUAAAUUUUCAAUUAGCAAUAAAUUGCAAACUACUAAUACCAGAGAGCCUAUGUAUUCUUAUUUAGACUCUCUAAGUAAUACUAAUGUUUACAUGGAAUAAUAAUAAUUAUUAUUAAGAUUUUUAUUGUAUAUAAAUUUUUUUUUUAUAUGAUUUGGCUUAUUUCCAAUAAAUUAUUAUAAUAUUAUUUAAUAUGUUAUAUUUUGUAAGACCAUAGUAUUUUAAAUCCAAUUAUGUAUGAGAACUGAUUAAAUUAAAAAAUAAUAUGUAGCUUAUUUUUUAUUUCACUAAUUCUUAAAUAUAAAAAUUAGUUGGUUAUUUAUUGAUUUAAUGUUUUGAAAUUUUGUCUGUGAUUGUAAUUGUGAAAGUUUAGUUAUGUAGAAAAUAAUUUUGUAUAUUUAAAUAACAAAGAAUUAUAAGAAACAUUUUACCUACAAUUUGUAUUUUCAUGUUAAUUUAUUGCUAGUAUAUUAUGAGCCUAUAAUUGUA
Messenger RNA from Aphis gossypii (cotton aphid), 2742 nucleotides. RefSeq names its product palmitoyltransferase Hip14 (gene Hip14). The record is from RefSeq and is a predicted model, not a curated record. The transcript has 3 exons. The coding region runs from base 371 to 2245 and encodes 624 amino acids. Gene Ontology annotation, cellular component: Golgi membrane. Gene Ontology annotation, biological process: protein palmitoylation. NCBI's taxonomy places the organism in Eukaryota, Metazoa, Arthropoda, Insecta, Hemiptera, Aphididae. Gene Ontology annotation, molecular function: palmitoyltransferase activity; protein binding.